This is a messenger RNA of Myripristis murdjan (pinecone soldierfish), 3388 nucleotides long. RefSeq names its product NLR family CARD domain-containing protein 3-like. The record is from RefSeq and is a predicted model, not a curated record. Gene Ontology annotation, molecular function: protein binding. Lineage: Eukaryota; Metazoa; Chordata; Actinopteri; Holocentriformes; Holocentridae. The coding region runs from base 14 to 3289 and encodes 1091 amino acids. The transcript has 8 exons.
GCAGGACGCUGAGAUGAUGAAACCUUUCCCAGCCAUCCCAAAGUGUGACCUGGAGACGGCAGACAGGCUGGACACUGUGGACCUGAUGGUCCAGACCUAUGACGAAGACAAUGUGGAGGUUACCAGGAAGGUUUUGAGUAAGAUGAACAAAAAUGAUCUUGUUCAGCAUUUGUCAGGCACCAGCUCAGGAACAGAGGAAAGUCUUGCUGACUGCCAGCAUGAACUUCAAGUCAAUCUGAAGAGGAAGUUUCAGGAUUUGUUUGAGGGAAUCACAGAUGAAGAGGAGAGGCCAACACCUCUGAAUCAGAUCUACACAGAGCUGUACAUCACAGAGGGAGGGAGUGGAGAGGUCAAUACUGAACAUGAGGUCAGACAGAUUGAAACAGCAUCCAGGAAACCAGACACACCAGAAACAAAAAUCACAUGUGUGGACAUCUUCAAACCUGGAAGAGAUAAACCAAUCCGAACAGUGAUGACAAAGGGAGUGGCUGGCAUUGGAAAAACAGUCUUAACACGGAAGUUCACUCUGGACUGGGCUGAAGGCAAAGCCAACCAGCAUGUCCACUUCACAUUUCCAUUCACUUUCAGAGACCUGAAUCUGCUGAAAGGGAAAAAGUUCAGCUUGGUGCAACUUCUUCAUCACUAUUUUACUGAGACAAAAAAAGCAGGAAUCAGAAGAUUUGAAAAGGUCCAGGUUGUGUUGAUCUUUGACGGCCUGGAUGAGUGUAGACUUCCUCUGGACUUCAAGAACAACCAGAUCCUGACUGAUGUUACAGAGUCGACCUCAGUGGAUGUUCUGCUGACAAACCUCAUCAAGGGGAACCUGCUUCCCUCUGCUCGCCUCUGGAUAACUACACGACCUGCAGCAGCCAAUCAGAUCCCUCGUGGGUGUGUUGACAUGUUUACAGAAGUGAGAGGCUUCACUGACCAACAGAAGCAGGAAUACUUCAGGAAGAGAUUCAAAGACAAGAAGCAGGCCAGCAGAAUCAUCUCCCACAUCAAGAAGUCACGAAGCCUCCACAUCAUGUGCCACAUCCCAGUCUUCUGCUGGAUCACUGCUACAGUUCUGGAGGACGUGUGGAAAAUCAGUGAGAGAGGGGACCUGCCCAAAACCCUGACUGAGAUGUACAUCCACUUCCUGCUGGUUCAGUCCAAAGUGCACAAUGUCAAGUAUCAUGAGAAAGAAGAGACAGAUCCACUCUGGACUACAGAGACCAAGGAGAUGAUCCUGUCACUGGGAAAACUGGCUUUUGAGCAGCUGGAGAAAGGCAACCUGAUCUUCUACAAAGCAGACCUGGCAAAGUGUGGUAUUGAUAUCAAAGCAGCCUCAGUGUACUCAGGAGUCUUCACACAGAUCUUUAAAAAGGAGUAUGGGCUGUAUAAAAAAGAGGUUUUCUGCUUCGUCCAUCUGAGCAUUCAGGAGUUUCUGGCUGCUCUUUAUGUCUUUUUGUCAUUCAUCAACUCUGGUGUCAAUCUGCUGUCAGAGGAACAAUCAACCGCCUGGUGGCCUACAGUAUUCAACCACAAACCUAAGCUUGAACACCUUCACCAAAGAGCUGUGGACAAGGCCUUACAGAGUCCCAAUGGACACCUUGACUUGUUCCUUCGCUUCCUCAUGGGCCUUGCACUGCAGACCAAUCAGACUCUCCUAGAAGGCCUGAUGACACAGACAGGAAGUAGCUCACAGACAAAUCAGAAAACAAUUCAGUACAUCAAGGAGAAGAUCAGGGACAAUCCCUCUCCAGAGAGAAUCAUCAACCUGUUCCACUGUCUGAAUGAGCUGAAUGACCAUUCUCUAGUGGAGGAGAUCCAACAGUACCUGAGAUCAGGACAUCUCUCCACAGAGGAACUCUCUCCUUCUCAAUGGUCAGCUCUGGUCUUCAUCUUACUGUCAUCAGAGCAAGAUCUGGAAGUGUUUGACCUGAAGAAGUACUCUGCUUCAGAGGAGGCUCUUCUGAGGCUGCUGCCAGUGGUCAAAGCCUCCAAGAAAUCUGUGCUGAGUGGCUGUAAUCUGUCAGAGAGAAGCUGUGAAGCUCUGGCCCCAGUUCUCAGCUCCCAGUCCUCUAGUCUGAGAGAGCUGGACCUGAGUAACAACGAUCUGCACGAUUCAGGAGUGAAGCUGCUCUCUGUUGGAUUGGAGAGUCCACACUGCAGACUGGAGGCUCUCAGGCUGAGAGACUGCAAUCUGUCAGAGGGAAGCUGUGCAGCUCUGGCCCCAGUUCUCAGCUCCCAGUCCUCUAGUCUGAGAGAGCUGGACCUGAGUAACAACUAUCUGCAGGAUUCAGGAGUGAAGCUGCUCUCUGUCGAACUGGAGAGUCCAGACUGUACACUGGAGACUCUCAGGCUAAGAGGCUAUAAUCUGUCAGAGAGAAGCUGUGCAGCUCUGGCCCCAGUUCUCAGCUCCCAGUCCUCUAGUCUGAGAGAGCUGGACCUGAGUAACAACGAUCUGCAGGAUUCAGGAGUGAAGCUGCUCUCUGUCGAACUGGAGAGUCCAAACUGCAGACUGGAGGCUCUCAGGCUGUCAGGCUGUCUGGUGACACAGGAAGGCUGUGCUUCUCUGGCCUCAGCUCUGAGCUCCAACCCCUCCCAUCUGAGAGAGCUGGACCUGAGCUACAAUCAUCCAGGAGACUCAGGAGUGAAGCUGCUCUCUGCUGGACUGGAGGAUCCAACCUGGAGACUGGAGGCUCUCAGGGUGGACCACUGUGGAGAGCAGAGGUUGAAACCAGUUCUGAGGAAGUAUUCCUGUGAACUCAAACUGGACACAAACACAGCAAACAGAAACCUCGUCCUGUCUGAGGACAACAGGAUGGUGACUCAUGUGAGACAGAAGCAGCCAUAUCCUGAUCACCCAGAGAGGUUUGACCACAGGGAACAGAUCCUGUGUAGCGAUGGUCUGACUGGUCUCUGCUAUUGGGAGGUCGAGUGGGAAGGAGGGGUCGAUAUAGCAGUGACUUACAGAGGAAUCAGCAGGAAAGGAAACAGUGAUGACUGUGGACUUGGAUAUAAUGAACACUCCUGGAGUCUAGACUGCUCUGAUGAUGGAAGUUUUGCUGUCUGGCACAACAACAUCAGAACAGACAUCCGUUCCCCCCCCUCUAACAGAGUGGCAGUAUAUCUGGACUGGCCUGCUGGCUCUCUGUCCUUCUACAGCGUCUCCUCUGACACACUGAUCCACCUCCACACCUUCACCUCCACAUUCACUGAACCUCUGUACCCGGCCUUUGGGUUUGGAUUUGGAUUUGGUUCUGGGUUUGAAUUUGGCUCCUCAGUGUCUCUGUGUCAGAUCUGAGGAGGGAGAGUCGCCUCCUGCGUGGAGAAACACUCACACCGCUGAUCAAAGACAGCUGCUGACAUGACUCUACACGAUUGCACACACACACACACACAC